CUUUGCGCGCGUCGCCACAUGACAUGGUUUUCCUUCGCCAGUCUAUGCUUAUUUUCCAUCUUAUUUACUUUUCCCAUGUUGUGGACGAACAAACAUUUCGGAAGGCUACGGAAAGGGGAGAGUGUGAGUUUAAUGACAAUAAGCUUUAAGAUAUACAACAUACACUAAAGAAGAACAACAAGAGGCUGUUAUCAUCCGAUCUCGUGGUCAUGAAUGUAACGUUACAAAUUGAUAGUCCGAAGAUCACAAGACCUGCGAGGUUUUGAAGCGGUUUAAACGAGGAACUAUUCUGCGUGAGCCAUAUAUUGACAUCCUUAAAAGUGUACGUUACGUGACUGAUGUGAGCUAAUAACUAUGGCCUCUCCGCAUCUACCAGUUGAGGUGAGUUUACACAUUUGUCCUGUCGCAAUGUCCAAUAGAAUGCACGAUAACUAUAUUAUCACGAUACCGUUUAGGAAAUGCACAUCGUGAUCGUGAAAAAUGUUAAAAGUGAACAAAACCGCUAGACGUAUCGCUGAAUUUGUUGACAAUAUUGUCAUUUUAGGUAAACGCGACAUCAGUUAUCAUUAUUAUUAUUAUCAUCACAAUGGCUGACAGUAAAUAUAUAUUUGGGGAACAUAACACCCAUCAAAAGCUCGUAGUGUUGAAUAUAAUCGUUAUAACAAGCUAGCAAACAAGAAUCCUUGUAAUGACGUCAUUCUGUAUCCCAUUGCCUUGAAGGUAAAGAGUACGACAGCAUGAUCAUGAAGGGUUUACACUGCUGAAAACCCCCCUAAAAAAUCGUACAGUUUAAGUAGUUGUAAUAGGAAUUGUGUUUAUUUUAUUUUUGUUUAUUUAACCGGGAUAAUGUAGAAUAACGUAAAACAAUUCAAACAGGUGAAGCUCAAUAUUAGGCUUUGGCAUUCGAAUGAAGCCUCACAAAACCAGUCUUAAGUAGCACGGGAAACUUUUUAGUUAAAGACAAAAAUACAUUGUAUGGGUCGAAAUUAUAGAUUUUAUUUUAUGCCAAAAAUCAUUAGGAUAUUAAGUAAAGAUCAUGUUCCAUGAAGAUAUCUAGUACAUUUCCUACCUUAAAUAUAUAAAAACUUUUUUUUGGUGAAUGGAUAGCCUGUCACGGUGCACCUGAUUUAAAACUUCAAAGGCCAAUUUCUCAAUAUUUUGAAUUAUUAUAUUAUCAAUUAUAACUAAUUAUUCACUCUCAGAUUUCUAUCUCAGCCAGAUAUUGUGUAUUCUAACAACUCAUACAUCAACAGAAAGCGUAUUUAUGCAGCUUUCAGAUUACGUAAAAUCUCAAUUUGGAAAAAUUGACACAUAAUACUGGUUUUGUUGUCCGGGGUCUCAAAUAACAGACUGCGUAAAACUAUCAUUUUAAAAUGCAAUAAAAAUCAAACAAGAAAAACAAAUAUCUGAAACAGAUCCAAUGUUUUUUUUCGAUUCCUAUUAAAAAUGUAUGAAACUUUGUUUGCAUUUUUGGCAGACUGUUCCAAAGUGAUAAUUACGCAUAUAUUAAGUUACCUACACAUUACAGACCGAAAAGAGGCAUCCCUGGUGUGUAGGAGUUGGUAUGAAGCAAGCCAAUACCGUCAGUUUCAGAAAAGCGUCACCUUCAAGUUCCCGGUUUCCACAUCUUCACUGGACUUCAUCCGUGCACUGAGUCGGCAUCCUCGCUGCGGUUUGGUCAUCAGUCAUCUUGAUGACUCCGCCCUCUCAAGGCAGGUUCUCGUGGAGGUGGGUGUUCACCUCGGCCCUCGCUUGCAGUGUUUGGCGCUACCUGGCAGCAGCAUCACAGAGUCCUCGCUGUUGGGCCUCCUACCACAUCUGACCAGCCUCCAAAAGCUGGAUCUUCAGAAGCUUGAUAGUCUGUUUAUGUCUGGAGCCUUACUGUCUAAAGAAGAGCAUCGUCGGCAGGUCCAACAUGCGCUAAGAAAGCUGCAGGAACUGGGCCUGUCAGAUCUCCGCUACCUCUCAGAUCUAUCUUUUAACCGUCUAACCAGCUGCACGCCCAGGUUACACAGACUGUCCCUGGCUGGAUGUCACAUCGCAUUCGAAUUUGAUCCGUAUCGAGGCUGUCCGGUUGGAUUGGGCUGCUCCGCCUUGGUGUCUCUACGUAACCUGUUGAGUCUUUUACAAAAGCAGGGCAGCUCGCUUCGCAGUUUGGACUUGAGUCGUACCAGCAUCACUCCCAAGUCUCUAUGCUCCAUAGCCCAAGUGCCAGGCCUCCGCCUGGAGGAGCUGAGCCUUCGUGGCUGUAAAGAGCUGACGGAUUAUUCUAUACAAAUGCUCUGCAAGUGGCAGAAUGGUCUGAAGAUGCUGGACCUCAGCUCGUGUACAGAGCUCACCAGCAGGACGGUGCUGGCGAUUGCGACUAAGCUGAAAGAACUGCGGUCGCUUUCCACGUCUCAGGACUGGAAGAUAACAGAUAAAGGCCUGGCGGAGCUGAUGGCGCUGCCUUACUUGAGGACGUUGGAUCUGUCCGAGUGUCUGCACGUCAGUGGAGCAGAUCUGGUGAAGGGACUGUCCGCUCCACAGCCCAGAGCUCAGCCGGAGUCUCUUAGCCUUAGAAAUUGCUCAUAUAUAAGGGAUUCAGUCAUGUACUCCCUCAGUGAGCUGUUAGGUUGUAAUCUGAAAGUGUUGGACCUCACGUCCUGCGUCUACCUCACCGACCUGAGCGUUCGAGCUAUUGCAACAUACCUGCCUGCACUGGUGGUGCUGCGACUCGGCUGCUGUAAGGAGAUCUCAGACUGGGGGCUGCUGGGAAUGGUGGAGCCCAACAAGGACUGCGAAUCAAAAGACAAAGAGGAGGACAAAGGCCCAAGCUUUACUAGGACGUUUGGAAACAUGGGAUUUUUCCAGCCUCCCAGCAUGCCCUUUCAGGAGAAGCCGCGUCUGGUUACAGAUGAGGAUCUGGGGGCCUUUAGGGAACAGGAAGGAGCAUCAUUGUUGGCCCUCAGGUGCCUUCAGGAACUGGAUCUGUCUGCCUGUUCUAAACUCACCGACACCAGCAUUACACAGGUACUCCGUUUCCCAGACCUGCAGCGUCUCUCGCUUUCUAUGCUGCCUGAGAUCAGUGAUGAAAGCUUGGUGUCUGUAGCCCAUCACUGCCGAAGUCUUACCAGUUUGUCCCUCAACCACUGUCCUCAGAUCAGUGACCACGGCAUGACACGGGCCCUUCCACAUCUGAAAAGACUACAGCAUCUGUACCUGGCCGGCUGCGAUGCCAUAACAAACAAAACUCUGUCCAUAAUCGCCCAGCACUGUGAUCGACUGAAAACCCUCGAUGUCUCCAUGUGUAAGGACAUAACAGUGCAGCAGGUGGACUAUCUUCAGUCCCACCUACCCUUUCUGGAGAAAGUCCAGUGUCGCUUUGUCAACGGGGCAGAUUUCACCAUGGUAUUAUGAUCGUAUGUGUAAUGCACUGAAAGCUAUUAAAUUAAAAUGAAUAAUAAUAAUAUUAAUAUAUAAAUUAUAGCACAUUGACCUCAGGUAUACAAGAGUAACCGAUUCCAAAACACUCUUUUGCAUAGUAUGCACGCAACUGAACAACUUUUCAGUACUGUAUUAUAUUAUCACUGCUUCUGAACAGAACUGUUGUUUUUCUGAUCAUACUAUUAAUAAAAUAUAAAUAUCUACUAUUGACUAGUUAAAUUAUUACUGAUGUACAGUAACAAAGUGUGUAUGCCAGUGUAGUUAUAUACUGUAAAUACAUUUAGUACAUUUGUAUAAUAAAUGCUAUUUGUUUAGACUUA
Messenger RNA from Triplophysa dalaica, 3746 nucleotides. RefSeq names its product F-box and leucine rich repeat protein (gene fbxl9). Lineage: Eukaryota; Metazoa; Chordata; Actinopteri; Cypriniformes; Nemacheilidae. Gene Ontology annotation, biological process: SCF-dependent proteasomal ubiquitin-dependent protein catabolic process. The record is from RefSeq and is a predicted model, not a curated record. Gene Ontology annotation, cellular component: SCF ubiquitin ligase complex. Gene Ontology annotation, molecular function: protein binding. The transcript has 8 exons. The coding region runs from base 1447 to 3399 and encodes 650 amino acids.